GUCAACAUCUUUCGAAAUGCCACGAAACAGUUUUUCAAAGUGUACCGCCCGUUUCGAUGGACAAAGAAACUACGAGAAGGUGGAAGAAUUUAUUAAUAAUACUUAUAAAACAAUCGAAAACGUCUCAAAUAAAGAUGCAAUUGAAGGAUUAUCUCGGCUGUUUACCGGCACGGCGUCUACUUGGUGGCAAGGGGUUAAAGGCGAGGUAAAAACAUGGGAAACCGCUAUAAAAUUAUUGCGUCAAGCUUUUGCGCCCCAGAGACAGCCGUACGAAAUUUACUUGGAGUUGUUCGCAACAAAACAAGGAGAUCAGGAGUCACUUGAUACAUUCUUGUGUAUGAAGCGCGCACUGUUGGCACAGCUGCCUCCAAAAAGAUAUAAAGAAGAGGAGCAGCUGGACUUGAUUUAUGGUCUCUUAAAUGUUGGUCUUCGCAAGAAUAUUCCUCGUUCUGGAAUCAAAACAUUUGCAGAAUUACUGGAAAAGGGUCGACAUAUAGAAAGCAUCCAAAGAGAGUCGGCACCCCCUAUACAGCAAACAUCUUUUAAGCAAAAACGCUGCACCUACUGCGGUAAGCGUGGCCACUUGUCAGAUGAAUGCCGUAGCAGGAAGAAAGAUGAGAUCGAGGCCGGAAAAAGCAACAUCAUUAAGUGUUAUGGUUGCGGAGAACCAGGUGUACACCUAUAAACAUUU
This is a messenger RNA of Aricia agestis (brown argus), 691 nucleotides long. Its product is annotated as activity-regulated cytoskeleton associated protein 2-like. The record is from RefSeq and is a predicted model, not a curated record. Lineage: Eukaryota; Metazoa; Arthropoda; Insecta; Lepidoptera; Lycaenidae. Gene Ontology annotation, molecular function: zinc ion binding; nucleic acid binding.